AUGUGUUCUGAGACGGGCUCCAGGUGCUCAGGCAUGCUGCUCUUGGCCUUGGCCAUCAUGGCCAUCAUCGCCAACCUCCUACUAUACUUUCCCAAUGGGCAGGUGCUGGAGCUUGCCAAGAUUACAGAUUUGGUAUGGUUUUUCCACGGCUUUUUUGGAGCUGGGCUCUUGGUUAUGGUGCCGGCACUAAUGCUGUUGAGAGGCGGUGGAGGAGUUUGCUGUGCUCGCAGAUGUGGGAUGCUGUUCCCUGUGCUUCUGGCCAUACAGGGCACUAUGGGGGCGAUGUACUGUGUGGUCAUUUCUUCACUGGGUCUGCUCAGCGGCCCCUUCUGUGACACAGGCAGUGGAAACUACACCUACCCUUUCAGGAAUAACACCCUGGAGGACAACUACUUAUUCAACCAGCCCACCUGGGCCAUCUGCCGGGAGCCUGAGCAUAUUGUCCUCUGGAAUGUGGUCUUGCUUUCCAUCCUUCUAGGCAUCGGUGUGGUGGAAGCUGUGCUUUGCCUUAGCCAAGCUGCCAGUGGACUCGGCAACAUCUUCUGUGGUACAUGCGUCAGGAAAGGCCAGCCUUCCUCUAGCACCCCCUACUGGUGCUAUUCAUCACAGCUGGCAGAAGAGAAGGGAUUUGCAGAGCCCCCUCCCCAGAGUCAGGAGCACAUAGCCAGGAUGCCUAAUCCUGGGGACUCGAGAAAGCUCUUCAAAGAAAGAGCGCGAGAAUGCUGGCAGAGGGAUGGAGAAGAGAAGUGUUUCAGUCAGAGGUAA
Molecule: messenger RNA, 765 nt
Organism: Hyaena hyaena (striped hyena)
Lineage: Eukaryota; Metazoa; Chordata; Mammalia; Carnivora; Hyaenidae
Product: transmembrane 4 L6 family member 1-like
Exons: 6
Coding region: 1-765 (254 amino acids)
Cellular component (GO): membrane
Source: RefSeq, a predicted model, not a curated record